Molecule: messenger RNA, 2790 nt
Organism: Medicago truncatula (barrel medic)
Lineage: Eukaryota; Viridiplantae; Streptophyta; Magnoliopsida; Fabales; Fabaceae
Product: CSC1-like protein RXW8
Exons: 12
Coding region: 351-2561 (736 amino acids)
Cellular component (GO): plasma membrane
Molecular function (GO): calcium-activated cation channel activity
Source: RefSeq, a predicted model, not a curated record
GAAAUAAUGCUUCAAGAGUUGAUAUUCGUUUCAUGUGCCUCUCUUUUCAAUUUCACAGUCAAAAAACAAGAAAAACAAAAUACCUUCUAAAAAAAAAAUCAUCUGGGGUUUCAAAUUUCUCUCUUUCCCUCAAAUAACUCUCUACCUAAACCAUCUCCCGAAUUGUGAACCCAACCCACAUUCUAUUUUGUUCCUUCAAUAUUUUGAUUUUUCUACCAUUGUUUUCCUAAAUGCUCUUCAUCGACAAUUUGUUCACCCAUUGUGUGCAGGUGAUUAAUGUGAUUUUCAUGUAUUGUGUUUUUGUUAUUGGGUAAUGAGAGGUGUCAAGUUUGCCAACAUAGUGGGCAGAGAUGAACCUUGCUGCUCUUUUAACUUCUGCUGGAAUUAAUAUCAUUGUGUGUGUGGUACUUUUUUCACUUUAUUCAAUAUUAAGAAAACAACCAAGUAAUGUUAAUGUCUACUUUGGAAGAAGACUAGCCACUAGGUCUUCGACAAACGUCGACAUUUCCUUGGAAAGAUUUGUUCCCUCUCCUACAUGGGUCAUGAAAGCAUGUGAUACCACUCAAGAUGAACUUCUUAAUAUUGGAGGUUUGGAUGCUGUAGCUUUUAACAGGAUGAUUAUCUUCAGUAUACGAGUAUUUUCUGUUGCUGCUAUCAUUUGCAAUAUAUUAGUGCUUCCGGUGAAUUACUAUGCUGAUCACAGGAUGCAUACAGACAUACCUUUUGAGUCACUAGAAGCAUUUACCAUAGAGAAUGUUAAGGAAGGAUCCAGAUGGCUUUGGGCUCAUUGUCUUGCAUUAUACAUCAUAACAUUGACAGCUUGCUGUCUUCUUUAUUGUGAAUACAAGAGCAUUACUAAUUUGCGGCUAGCACAUUUCACUGAAUUGCCUCCAAAACCAAGUCAUUUUACUAUUCUUGUCCGAGGAAUACCCUGGUCUUCUGAGGAAUCAUAUUGUGAAGCUGUGAGGAAGUUUUUCACAUUUUACCAUGCAUCAACAUAUUUGUCACACCAAAUCGUGUAUAAGUCCGGUUCUGUUCAGAAGCUGAAGGAUGAUGCAGGAUAUAUAUGUAAGAUGUUUGGUGAUGGUGUGGGACAGACUUGUAAGCCAAGCAUGUGCAUGGUACAAUGUUACUUUUGUGGAGGAACAAAUAAUUUUAAGAUUAUCUCUAGUAGAGAAAUAGAUAGCAUACAUUCGAGAACAGGCUUCAGGGACAUGCAUCUGGUUGCAAGACAAAAGGAAUGUGCAGCUGCAUUCGUGUUCUUUAAAAGUAGAUAUGCUGCUCUUAUGGCUGCCCGAAAUCUUCAAGCAUCAAAUCCUAUGUUAUGGGUGACCGAACAAGCUCCCGAACCAUGUGAUGUUUACUGGUCCAACCUUUGCAUCCCAUACAGACAACUAUGGCUUCGAAAGAUAUUCACAUGGGGGGUUUCUACCACCUUCAUGAUUGUAUUCCUCGCCCCUGUCACAUUUGUACAAGGCUUGACUCAACCUGAAAAGCUUGAGAAAAUGUUCCCAUUCCUGACAGAGAUACUUAAAACGAAAUUUAUGGUUCAACUGGUAUCUGGUUACUUGCCAAGUGCGAUUUUGGUUUUAUUUUUAAUUGGUGUUGGACCAGUGAUGAUGUUACUUUCAGCAGUUGAAGGGCCAAUUUCCCGUAGCGGCAAGAAGAAAAGUGCAUGCUGCAAAGUUGUGUAUUUCACCAUUUGGAAUGUGUUUUUUGUCAAUGUUUUUACCGGGUCUAUUAUCAGUCAACUAUCAGUGUUUACUAGUAUAACAGAACUACCUGCCCAAUUGGCAAAGGCAGUCCCAGCUCAGGUUACGUUCUUCACAACAUAUGUUUUAUCAUCUGGUUGGGCAAGUCUAGCAUUUGAGAUUAUUCAACCGUUUCCUCUUUUUUGUAACAUGUUCCAAAGAUUAGUACUAUGUUCUGGUAAAGAUUCAUACAACGGAACUCUAACUUUUCCAUACCAUACAGAAGUUCCAAGGAUCCUUCUAUUUGGAUUUCUCGGGUUCACAUGUUCUAUUCUGGCACCCCUGAUACUGCCCUUUUUAUUGUUCUACUUUUUCCUAGCAUACCUCGUUUACCGUAACCAGAUCAUCAAUGUGUAUAUUACAAAAUAUGAUGGUGGCGGACAAUUAUGGCCUAUUGCUCACACCACGUCGAUCUUUUCAUUACUUGUGGCACAAGUUAUCGCACUUGGGGUGUUUGGACUAAAACGAUCAACAGUUGCAGCUGGAUUUACAAUUCCAUUGUUGAUCGGUACCGUUCUAUUUAAUCAAUAUUGUAGGCAACGAUUUCUUCCUGUAUUUAAGAACAAUGCAGCACAGGUUCUUAUUGACAUGGAUCACAGAGAUGAAACUUUUAGAAGGAUGGAAGAGAUUUAUCAUCAAUUGCAUUCAGCCUAUUGCCAAUUCAAUAAUACUAGCCCUCCUCAAUCUGAAUGUUUCAGUUAUUCAGGGGACAUUUCAGAACGUGUUCAGAGUCUUCAUACUCCAAAAGAUUUAGAGACAGGCAAAAAAAUCAUGCAACCAGAAAUGUCAUGGCCAAUUGUUCGUCGAUAGUUCAAUUUUGUAGAAAUCAAUCAUAGACUUGUAAAUUUUAUGAGAAUCAUGCAUGGUGAUUGCUACAAAUGGAGGUUGUGCACAUGUAAAUUUAGAUAUCUCGAUCCAAAUGCCUAUGUAAUUAUCUUUGUAAUUACAUAUUAUAGGAAUCAGUUUCUCUCCACAGUGAAUAUCUUUGUAAUUAUCCUCUUUUCUAUGUAAUUGUAAAUAUUCAUGUCGAAAUAAUUAU